UAUCUGAUGGACUCGGAGUUAACAGCGGAGAAGGAACGCGGGGAUGCGGACCAAGAAAGGUUUCGGCGACGCUCUAAAACAACUCCGCCAGCUUCAAAUCAAUUUGCAAUGUCUAAUACCUUAGACAAUGGAGUUGGGAGCUUUGAAGAAGCAGACGCUGGCGAUAAAUUGUGCACAUCGAUGACCGAUGAUCUACAACAAUCGGGCAAUGGACUGCAAUAUGACGUGCCGGCCAGUUUCCGUUUUGUGUAUCUUGGAAGUACGGUCCUUGACAAGCGCUACACUCAGGUUAUGCUACCGUGGGUCAUUGCUGAGAUCAGGCGGAAAAACGAGCGAAAUUGUAUCGAUUUAAAUGUCAAAGAGAUGACUGUUGAGGCAGUCGACUGCUCCACAGCAAGUACUUUGUUUCGACACAAGGUGCAGACUAUAACACGCUGCUCGCGGUCUGUGGACAAAAAGUGUUUUGCCUACCUGACUAAGAUACCCGACGAUUUAUCUUCCUGCCACUGCUAUGUGUUUGAGGCCGUCGAGACAACCUCGGUUUCUGGGUUUUUGCGUGGUAUUCGAGAUGCUGCUAGGCAAGUAACAGAGCAACCAGGAAGUAUUGUAACCACAGACAAGGAAAAUUCUUCCAGUGAACCAGCUAAUUCUAACAGUAAUGGCAGUCCAAGUAAUUCUUCUGAAAAUCCUGAGACACAGGCGUUCAUUUUUCCACUAUGGUACGUGGGUCGAAGCACUGUAUCACACAGACAAGCUCCACCCACUCUUAUUGAUGAUUUGGUGGAGAGGUUUGAUAAAAGAAUAGGAAUAUAUGAGUUGGAAAAGCAGCUAAGUGGACAAAAAUCUGAACAAAGAGAAGGAUGUUCUAAUACAGUCAGUGUAAAUGCCACUGUUGAAAAUCAUUCGAAGGAACAUCCAGCAUUGAUCAAAGCAAAAAGCUUGGAUCAAGAGAGAAUACUUGGUAAAAAAAACGGCUGUGAAGACAAUGCACCAGAUGGCAGCAAGCACCCACCUCUGAUGAAGAUGGAAAGUUUGAAUGGAAGACCUCGCUCUGCCAGUGACGGUGAUAAAACAAAGGAUGUUUACUCUACCAGGAGUCAGAAUUCCCAUCAGAACCAACAUCAUGCAAAAACACCCUCAAGGAAAUCUAGUUUUGUUGGUGUUGGUGAAAACAGAAACAUUCUUUUUAAAAUCAGCAUCCAUUCAAUUGCAUGUCUCAGUGCAGCCUCAAGGAUGCUUUUGAUGGAGAGAAGACUCAGAGAAGUUUCUUUUUGUCAACAGGGAACAAAGUCACCUGAGCAUUUUGGCUUUAUCUGCCAUGAGCUUAAAACCGGGCAGUAUUUCUGUUAUGUAUUCAAGGGAAGUUCUGAACAAGUGGUGGAUGAGGUGAUGCAAUCUUUAAGAAAAGCAUUCAACAGUGCUUGGCAAGCAGCAGGUCCUACUUCAGUCUGUGACAUGUGUCCUCUUCAUCAUCUUCAUCAAUUGUGUGUUCAACUUGAAGGGAAAAAAAUUGCAUGGAGUGGGCUUAAAAAGUUUGAAGUUUUUGGACAAUGUCUACAAUGGAGUCGCAAAAAGAGAAUUAAUCUCAGUGAUGAUGAGAUGAGCCAGUUUACCGAACAGUUUAAGGCUGAAAGUCCAUCAACGGUGACUGAGGAAAUUGAAGUAAUCAUGGCCAUAUUCAGAGCAAUGUAUGAAAAAAGGCAACUACAGCACACACACAUUAGCCAGGGACAGCAAUACCAAAAGGACAAAGUACCUGUAAGCCCUAAUUUGCUGCAAAAAGCCAAGAAGUCUCUGACCAGUUCAUUUGAAAGUUUCAUGAGUAAGAGGGCUAGAGCAAGGACGGUAAUGAGUGAAGAGUGUUCUGGAAUGGAAAGAUGUGAGCCAACCAAACAAUCACCUGAUCCACAAAGGAGAAGAAGCAUGACACUGGACAGCACCCCUUCAAAUUGCAACAUCACUACUCCACCCAUGUCGCCAUUGAAAGAACUAUCUGCAAAGGGCGAGGAUUUAUUUACAAGCACACCACACAAGCUGCCAAGACAAACAGCAAAUGGAGAAACCAGUCCAUCCAUGACCACUCCACCUAACACACCCACUAAAACACCCAGUCGCCACAGGCGUCUGAGCAAAACAAACUCCUAUGGAUACAGACAGACCAUAUUUCACAGUGUAGUCACACCAUCAAAGAAAGAAUCCAUUUCAGCUGAUCCAGAGUUAGGCAUUCCCCAGAGUGCAUCAUGGGCAGAAAUGGUUGGUCGCAAGAAAUCCUCCCAGGAGCUGAGAGCUCUGUGGCGCAAAGCUAUCAUGGAACAGAUUUUACUCAUCAGAAUGGAGAGAGAAAAUAACAGUUUACAGGUUAACCAGAGUGUCAUAGAAGCCAAUAUGCUGAAGCUCUCCUACAAUGAAGACCCUCCGUGUUCUGAUGUAGCAGCUGCAACUUGGAACAAAAUUCUUGAGAAUGGUGAUGAAGCUGUUGACUUAAAGACUCUAACAGAAGCUGUCAAAGCUGGGAUACCCAAAGCCAAAAGAGGUGAGAUAUGGGUGUUCCUUGCCAAGCAGCACAACCUACAUUCACCUCCUGAUGGAGAACAGCUAUGGAGGGAAAAGACUUACCAGGAAAUAAAGGAAGGCUCGACGUGUCACCAGCACUCCAUCUUUAUUGACCUCGGUCGCACAUUUCCGAGUCACCCAUAUUUUUCUCCUCCGUUGGGUCAUGGCCAGUUGUGUUUGUUUAACAUCCUGAAGGCGUAUUCCAUUUUAGAUGAAGAGGUUGGCUACUGCCAGGGACUCAGCUUUGUAGCCGGGAUCCUGUUGAUGCAUAUGAAAGAAGAGGAAGCUUACGACAUACUGAGAUUCAUGAUGUACACGCUUGGUGUCCGUAAGCAAUACAAACCUGACAUGCAAGAUUUACAGACACAAUUUUACAUGUUGUCGCGCCUGUUACAUGAUUACUACAAACCUGUCUACGAGUUUCUACUGGAGCUUGAAAUCACACCCACUCUCUACGCCGCCCCAUGGUUCCUUACGCUCUUCGCAUCUCACUUCCCAGUAGGCUUUGUCGCACGAGUACUGGAUAUGAUGUUUCUUCAAGGCAUGGAGGUGGUAUUCAAGGUGAUCCUGUUGCUGCUCGGGUCUUGUCAGGAAGAGCUUUUGGUUAGUGAUGGUUUAGAGGGUGCUGUGGAAGUGAUGAAAACUUCCCUGGCGCCAUUUGCAGAACAAAACGUCGAAUGGUUGGUCAGUCAAGUGCUCUCGUUUGAUAUCAGUAAAGAUCUGGAGUCUUACGAGGUUGAGUACUGUGUUCUCAAGGAGGAGGACCUAAGCGUUGCUUCAUUUGAGGUCAUUGAAAGUGAAAAAGUAGAUUCCUUGGAGGCAGAACUCGCCAUCAAAUCAAAACAGAUUCAAAUGCUGUCUGAGCAACUCUCCUGUGCCCGGAACACAAUUCAUGGCCUCGAGAGCACUAUUAACACCAUGCAAAUUAAUCAGAAUGAACUCAAAGGCAUCAUUAGAUCUCUGCGAGCGGAGAACGACAGCUUGACUAGAAACUUUGAAAAACUGAAAGCUCAGGUCCUUUCCAACGGCGAUUUGUCCCCAAGAGUAGAAAUCGCUGAUCCUCUAGACGAUAACGCGUCAUCGAUCGCGGACGGUUCAUCUGAGUGCAGUACCAUCAAGCCAACAAAUUCUAACGAGGCAAACGCGAGUUCUAACGAAGAGAACACCGACAGUUUAGAGCACAUCGGCAGCGGUAAUGAUCUUACGGACGACGAAGCUGAUUCGGACGAGUUUAUAGAUGGAAAGCGUGGGUGUGACAGUGGGAGCCCUGCUUUAAGCGACAAGUGCGAAGACCUUGUCGUUAGUAGAUAAGUUUUUACAUCCUUUUUUUCCUGGUUUUUUUUUCUUCGAACGCUGGAACGACUCACAUCAAUUUAUUUUCAGAGGACUUAACUCCAUCCUGGCUUAGCAGACUGAUAUCGUGCGCAUUUUUCGCGACUCUGUGUGGGUUCUUGCGGACCUUAAGAAAUCAAAUCACGGGGUUUACGUGACUUAGUUAAUUUACUUUCGUGAGGAUCAGCAACAAGUCCUACAGCCUAAUAGUUUCAUCCGCUACGGGCCCAGUUCACAUCCACUUCAUUUUUGUGACAGUAGUUUCCGUGAUGAUUUAAGUUUGUUGGUGUGCUUUAGUAAAUUCAAUUUUUUCUUUGUUUUUCCCCUCGUUUUUGGAGGGGCGAGGGGGUAAAUUGUCUUGGAAACUGACCGUUAGAUUCACUGUGAUAAAUGAAAAGAAUGGUAAAACUGAAAAUUAGCCCUUAUUGCCUGAGUUCGGCCAAUGGUCGGAGCGAUAAUGAGUUUUCUCGCUUUGUUUACAUGCAGUUAUUUGGUGUUCAGAGUAUUUUACAGGCGCGUAUUAAAACUAGUUUCAGUUCAUCUAUUGUCACGGAAAACUAGUCUCGCAACAAACGUUCGCGCGUGGACUUGGGCAAAAACUUUAGAAUUUUGCUUUGCUCCUCACCGUGAUUGGUUCAUAGAACCCGCGUCAACCUCUCAACCAAUCAGGGGCAAAACUAAAAACAGUAGCGCCGUAGCCACUCGCGUUUUCCCACGUCUUAAACAUUUUACUUUGAGUUCUGAUUGGCUUCUUGCAAUGUUUUCCUCUGCCUUGAUUGGUUUUUGUGAUAGUAUACUCUGUCCAUUACCAUUUUUCGUUCGCAAGGGAAGUACAGUGAAUAUUCACGUCAACUGACUCUAAACAUUCUUUAUCACUAUGGACUUAUUUCGUUGUGUUUCGUGUCUGUGGGAAUGAUUUAACUGGGGAUCUUAAAAUUAAAUGAAUAUUUUUUUAAUGUUUAAAUCAGUCUUAAAUGAAUCUCGUCUUCGGCAGUACACCAAAGGAAUGUAAACAUUGUUUUUCGGAGAGAAAUAGCGAAAACAACUCCGACUUUAGGUUGAGUUACGCCAUAAAAAAAAAAAAAUGCUUUACAUGGACAUUUGACAACAGUUUCUCAGUUCAAACGAACAGGAAACAGCAAACCAAAAAAAAAAAAAAGAACCGUUCUGAUCGAAGAUGGAGGAAGUGAAGAGGGAUAAAAGUGAGAUAUUUUUUGAAAGGCAGUUUUGUCUCAGUUUGGCUCUGUCAUGCAACACGCUGGAUAGAGGAAGUGUGUUCCUUGAUCCCCUUGCGUUUUGCGUGAAAGAAACCAAACAUGUAGUGUAGAUCGUUGUAGAAACUGGCGUAGCAUUCAAAUUGAGCUGUAGUAAUUGUUUGUCUUGUAUUUUCAAUGUCAUGAUCCAGUAGGCCUUCUCCGCGAGCACUUAUUUUAAAGCUCGUCACACAAGUUUUAGCUUUUGGAGCUGUCUUUUAAAAGCUACGGUUCCUUGACGAGUGAAGUAGAUUUUGAGCGCGCUGAAGGACAACCUUGAUCAGUGGAUUAAAAUGCCUGUAACAUAGGCUGAUAUUAGAGUAGUAUCUAAUACAGAGUGAAUAAUAAUAUUAAUGAUAUUGAAUCAAUUUGUUAUGUUUAUAAAUUUGAGAGCAGAAGCAAAAAAAUAGUUUAUAAUUUCCAGCUUUUUCUUUUGUACAAAGACCAACGCCAUAUUGUUUAUGUAUUUUUGUUUUGAAAUUUGCAAUUACGCCAUCAUGAAGUUGGAUGGUUCGGUCGCAAAUUUCGCAAAAUUUAUGAUAAGUUGUGAAUUAUUUUUUAGUCUGUGCUAUGCUGGUAAUAACCAAAGCUGCUCCUCUUUCGUCACACGAGCAUGCUAGUCAUUCACCAUCUAUUUUCCGAAUCAGAAUUUUGAAUUUAGCCAGGAUUUGCCAUUGGAAUUCGAUUGUGGUAAAAAUGUUGUUGUUCACACGUUCCGUAGACAUCGAAAAUGGAAGGCCCCCAGGAGUUUGUAGUGAAAAACAAAUUUCAACUGAUAAAUCUUUCCUGCUUCCAUUAACAAUUUUUUUCCUAAGACUAAAUUUGUUCACAGACCCUUCCAACCAUUAGUUGCAUCGCAGAAUUGGAUGAAAUUUUGCGGAGAAAAUCUUGUUCAAACUUCAAUCCGGUUUACGAUCUUUACUUUAUACUACUUAGCAAAAGAUUGCAGCAACAGCAGCUUUCGUUACCAGCAUAGACAACGGAAAAACAUACGAAUGAAAAUCAAAACAAUAUAAUUGUUGAUGUAAUUUUAUUUUUCAAAAUAAUGACUACUUUGUAUUUGACUAAAUUUUCUUUGGAUUCAGAUGUGAAAUAAGUUAAAUUGAUUGGGAUAUCUUGUAAAAUUGUGACUGUUAAAAUAAAAUGUUGGAAGAUUGA
Messenger RNA from Stylophora pistillata, 6296 nucleotides. RefSeq names its product TBC1 domain family member 1. NCBI's taxonomy places the organism in Eukaryota, Metazoa, Cnidaria, Anthozoa, Scleractinia, Pocilloporidae. The record is from RefSeq and is a predicted model, not a curated record.